AUGGCAGCCUCAAGGAAGUCCGGUGUGGUUACGUUGCUUCAUACGGCAUGCGGUGCAGGUAUCCUGGCGAUGCCCUAUGGAUUUAGGCCCUUUGGUUGGUUCCCAGGUAUAUUUAUCCUUACAUUAUGUGGAUUAUGUUCUGCUAUUGGUCUACUAUUACAGGCUAGAGUCGCCCAAUAUGCAAAGAAUCAGAAUGCAUCCUUUUUCAGCCUCGCUCAAUUGAUUAAUCCAAAUUUAAGUAUCAUGUUCGAUUUAGCCAUCGCAAUCAAAUGUUUUGGUGUUGGUAUAUCAUACAUUAUUGUAGUAGGUGAUCUUCUCCCCUUGAUUCUAUUUGUCUUCACUAGGAAUUCGCUGUUGCUAGAUAGAAAUUUUAAUAUUACUCUAAUAAUGAUAUUUGUCAUUGCUCCAUUAUGUUUCAUGAAACGGUUAAAUUCUUUAAGAUAUGCUUCAAUGGUAGCAAUGUCAUCAGUAGCAUACCUUUGUGUUUUGGUGCUUUUCCAUUUCUUGUUCCCAUCGGAAGAUAUUACGAAUUUGAAAGGGAACGUCUCGUAUGGGUUUCCUACAGGGGAACCUUCACCUUUGACAACUUUGCCUAUUUUCAUAUUUGCUUAUACAUGUCAUCAUAAUAUGUUCUCAGUAAUUAAUGAACAAAAGGAUAAUUCGUUUAAGAGCGUCAAAUAUAUUGCGAUGUCAUCCAUGUUAUUAGCUUAUAUUCUAUAUUUCUUGAUUGGAUCAGCAGGGUAUCUCACUUUUGGAGAUAAUAUCGUUGGGAAUAUUAUUACUCUGUAUCCUUUAUCACUUUCUUCUACCAUCGGGAGAGUCGCUAUUGUAUUGUUAGUGACAUUUGCAUUUCCUCUACAAUGUCAUCCUGCUAGAGCCUCUAUACAUCAUAUUAUGCAUUAUUGGGAACAAGCAAGAAAGGCGGUUGAUAUAGAAGAAGAUAACAAUUCUAUUAAUUUAGAGACAAGUGAACUAACUGUAGCUGAGGAGGAAACGUUAUUAGCAGAAGAACUGGUAGUAGAGGAAUCCGUAGAGGAACCUCAAGUUGUACCAUUGACAGGAAGGCGGUUUGUUAUAAUUACAACUUGUAUUCUUCUCGCAUCCUACUUAGUGGCAAUCUUAGUCUCAGAGUUGGCAAGAGUUCUUUCCAUUGUGGGUGCUACAGGUUCAACCUCUAUCUCAUUUAUAUUACCGGGAACAUUCGGAUAUAAAUUGAUUGGUUCAGAACAUACCAAUGAUAGUGGCGAGUCUGAACAGGAACCACUCUCUAAGUUUGACAAAUUUUUGAAAUAUGCAGCAUUAGGAUUGAUUAUAUGGGGUAUAUUUGUCAUGAUCACUUCGUUGUCAGCUACAUUAUUCAUGGGUGCAUCUCAUUAA
Messenger RNA from Maudiozyma barnettii, 1377 nucleotides. RefSeq names its product amino acid transporter (gene AVT5). Gene Ontology annotation, biological process: amino acid transmembrane transport. The record is from RefSeq and is a predicted model, not a curated record. The coding region runs from base 1 to 1377 and encodes 458 amino acids. Gene Ontology annotation, cellular component: fungal-type vacuole membrane. The transcript has a single exon. NCBI's taxonomy places the organism in Eukaryota, Fungi, Ascomycota, Saccharomycetes, Saccharomycetales, Saccharomycetaceae. Gene Ontology annotation, molecular function: L-serine transmembrane transporter activity; L-lysine transmembrane transporter activity; L-tyrosine transmembrane transporter activity.